AGUAUACUAUCUGGUGAUUGGCUGCAACAGGACAAGUAUCAGCAUGAAUGAAGUAGGUAAAUAAAUAACGCCUUCCUACAACCGGUGUGUAGUGAUAGUUUGGCUGUGGUUGUGGUUUCCAGGCCUAAUACAUCGAUCGAAGAUGCCCCCAAAGCGAAAGGCAGCAGCAGGAGCAAAGGCCAAGGGAGGUAAGAAGGUCAAGGUCGAAGAGCCUGCAGCCCCUGCAACCCUGAAAGAUGCGGCCGCCAAACUGAAGGCAGAGGACAAGAAAGUCGGCGGAAAGAAGUCCCACAAAGUGGAUACCUAUGUGCCUUUGGCAGCUUCUUAUACAGUCCUUGAUGAUUAUGACUGCAUGCUGAACCAGACAAACAUCGGUGACAACAACAACAAGUACUAUGUGAUACAGGUCCUUGAAAAGGGAGGCAACUUUUAUGCCUGGAAUCGCUGGGGAAGAGUGGGUGAAGCUGGAGCCAAUGCUAUGAAAGGGCCUAUAGGCAGAGAUGCAGCAGUUAAAGAUUUUGAAAAGAAGUUCAAGGACAAGACGCGCAAUAAAUGGGAAGAUCGCAGCAACUUCAAACCGUCUUCUGGAAAAUACACACUCAUAGAGAUGGCUGAUGAGGAUGAAGUAGACGCUCCAGCGGCAUCUGUAACUGUAGCAGCAGCAGCAUCAGGCAAGAAGACGGCCCCAUCCAAGCUGGAUAAGCCAACGCAGAGUCUUCUACAGCUGAUAUUUGACCACGACAUGUUUAGGGACACCAUGAAGAAAUUUGAUAUUGAUGUCAAAAAAAUGCCUCUUGGUAAACUGAGCAAGGGUCAGAUCGCCAAGGGAUUUGAAGUGCUGGACGAAAUCGAGAAGGUGUUGGAUAAAAAGAGCAAAGCCAAUCUUGCGACUCUCUCCUCACAGUUUUACACGGUGAUCCCGCACGACUUUGGGAGAAAGACUCCACCCGUGAUUAACACUCUUGAAGGCCUGAGACAGAAGAUGGACAUGCUUCUAGUGCUGGGAGACAUAGAGAUAGCACAGAGUCUCCAGAAAGAGAAGGACCGCAAGAUUGGGGAUGUGACGGGUGACACACUGCCCAACCCCAUCGACGUCAACUAUGGUCUGCUCAACUGUGAACUUGAGUAUCUGGAUCAGAAAUCACCAGAGUUCAAGGUGAUCCAGACAUACACAGAAAAUACCAGCGGAGGUUGGAGGAAGCCGAAGAUCAAAGAGGUGUGGAAGGUCAGCAGGAUUGGGGAGGACAAAAGGUUUGCAGAACACAAGUCCAUCACCAACAGAAAAUUGUUAUGGCAUGGAACGAGCGUUGCAGUGGUGGCGGCCAUUUUGAAGAGUGGGCUUCGUAUCAUGCCCCACAGCGGGGGUCGGGUGGGGUCCGGAAUCUACUUUGCCUCCGAGAAUGGAAAAUCAUCUUGCUAUGUGGGUACGAUUGGAACCAAAGGCAUCAUGUUUCUGAACGAGGUAGCACUGGGCAUGGAGCAUCAUGUGGAUACCAACCAGUCCCAUCUGAAGGCCGCACCUGCCGGGUAUGACUGCGUGAUUGCACAGGGAAAUACUGAGCCAGACCCUGUAAAGAACACGACACUCAAGUUUGACGGCCAGACUGUCGUGGUUCCCCAGGGCAAGCCAAUCCCCAACCCCGGCUGGAACCACAGCCACUUCAGUCAGAGCGAGUAUCUCAUCUACAAGGAGAGUCAGAACAGAAUCCGAUACCUGCUCCUAAUGGAGUUCUAGACUAGGGGCCCAUGUACAUUUAGCUUCAUAAGAUAUGUCAUUACUUAGGAUUAACUGAUAUGUCAUUACUUAAGAUUUACUGAUGUGUAAUAACUUAAGAUUAACUGAUGUGCAACAGUGUAUCUUUUAGUCUGCUUCUCAUAGACUUCUUGAACUGGUAUCCAUGUUCAUGUUGAUUCAUAAAGAUUUGUCAUAACUUAGGAUUCUUAUGUGAAACUGUGCAUUUUGUAUCCGCUUCUCAUAUAGACUUCUAGAACUGGAGCCCAUGUUCCUGUACCGUCAUAAAAAUAUGUCAUAACUUAGGAUUAACUUAUUAGUUUAAGAACUGGGGCCCUUGCUCAUGUAGCUGCAUAAAGAUAUGACAUAACUAAGAAUUAACUUAUGUGAAACCCAGCAUCUUUUAGUCUGCUUCUUAUAGACUUCUGGACUAGGGGCCCAUGUUCUUAUAGCUUCAUAACAUACAGGUAUGUCAUAACUAAGGAUUCAAUGAUGUGAGACUGUGCAUAUUUUAUUCAUGGUUAUUAUAGACUUGUAGACUAGGGGCCCAUUUUCAUAAAGCUUCAUGAAAAUAUGUUGAAACUAAAGAUUCAUUUCACCAAGACAAAUAAUAAUCUUGACAAUUAAAAUAUUCCUAAUAAUGUUGUAUUGUUUAUGAAUAAUCCUCAUCAGAUACAUGUACUCAUGUAGUAUAAAGUAUAAAUAAUUAAUAAGGAUAAUCGGUGUAUCUAUGACAUGAGUCCAAAAAACCCCGUACACAGUUUAUAGUCCAGAUUACCAUAAUAUUGUUUUGCAUUUAAUUGUUAGUCAUUUGUAAAAUGCUUUGUUAGGUUUAUCAUGUUAGUGUUUGCUUUUGUAAUAGUUAUUUUUAUGCUGUUUUCUUUAAAUCUUGUAACUGAAAGGGACUUGUUCAAAGAUUUUUUUAAAUUAAACAAAAUAUAAUUAACCCUUUCCCACUCAGAUACAUGUAUGCAUUUUUAAAUGUAUGUAGUCCCUUAGAAAAUCAAAUAACAUUAAAGACCUUUCUUACUAGAUCCAAGUUUGUAAGGCUUCAUGUCCAAACUUUAGAUAUUGGUGAUCAGCAAACAGCAUAAAACUUGAAAAAGGUUGCAAAACUUGAAAAUCUGUUCUGAUUUUGUUUUUAACUGUUUUGUUUUUUACAUUUACCCUGUGUCUAUUUCACUAUUUCCAUGUACUUUUAUUUAUUAUAUAUAUAUUUUUGUUUUGUUACUGUCUGUAUUUAACGUUUUACUAUUUCCCUUUGAUAUAUUUUAUUAGUUGUCUAUGUUUUGUUUAUUUAAUUUACAGGUUAAUACUGUUACUUAUAAUGUUAAGCUCCUUUACUUUCAACUCAGACUUUUACAAGUUUUGGAAAGUUAAACAUCAAUAUGAAGAGAUCCAUUCACAGCAUGCCUGUUUUUAACCAUUAAGUUGUGUCUUCAUUUGUAGCUUUUAAAAAUUUCAUUUCAACUUGCAUGUGUAUCAUUUUCUUGUUUCAUUUUUUGAAACCAAUAUAUAACAUGUUUAUUUUUUAAAGUUUUACUUAUUUUACAUCUAGUUGUAUUGCUUUCAAUAUUGCACUUUUGUGAUAGAAGGUUAACAGCGCUCAUUUUCAUACAGAUUGUAUGUUUUUAUUGUACUGUAAUAACCAUAUUUGCACGUUUGCAGUGAUUAAUUGCUUUUUUAUUUUGAGUGUUGAAAUAUUGAUAAUUAAAGAAAAAAUAUUCCAGA
This is a messenger RNA of Dreissena polymorpha, 3463 nucleotides long. RefSeq names its product protein mono-ADP-ribosyltransferase PARP3-like. Gene Ontology annotation, cellular component: site of double-strand break. NCBI's taxonomy places the organism in Eukaryota, Metazoa, Mollusca, Bivalvia, Myida, Dreissenidae. The transcript has 12 exons. The record is from RefSeq and is a predicted model, not a curated record. Bases 143 to 1735 code for a protein of 530 amino acids. Gene Ontology annotation, molecular function: NAD+ poly-ADP-ribosyltransferase activity.